AUGUCUCAGAUUCCAGUUGAGCCCGAAUUUCAGCAAGCCUACGAUGAGGUCCUUCUGAGCUUCAAGGAUACUCUGUUGUUUGAGAAACGUCCCAACCUCGAGCGUCUCAUGGAGGUGCUUGCCAUCCCUGAGCGGGUGAUUCAGUUCCGUGUCACUUGGGAAGACGAUAAUGGACACAUCCAGGUCAACCGUGGCUAUCGUGUCCAGUUCAAUUCAGCUCUUGGCCCUUACAAGGGUGGUCUUCGGUUCCACCCCACGGUCAACUUGUCUAUUCUCAAGUUCUUGGGUUAUGAACAGGUUUUCAAGAACGCACUUACUGGCCUGAACAUGGGUGGUGGUAAAGGUGGUUCUGACUUUGACCCCAAGGGCAAGUCCGACUCCGAGAUCCGCCGCUUCUGCCAGGCCUUUAUGACCGAACUUUCUCGUCACAUUGGUGCCGACACUGAUGUCCCUGCCGGCGAUAUCAACGUUGGUGGCCGCGAGAUCGGUUACCUCUUUGGUCAGUACAAGCAUCUCAAGAACGUCUUUGAGGGCGUUUUGACAGGCAAGGGUCUCGCCUGGGGUGGCUCGCUGAUUCGCCCCGAGGCCACUGGCUUCGGUCUUGUCUAUUAUGUCGAGAAAAUGAUCGACUACGCUACUGAUGGCAAAGAGAACUUCACAGGUAAGAAGGUCCUUGUCUCCGGUUCCGGUAAUGUGGCUCAGUACGCUGCACUCAAGGUUAUCCAGCUUGGCGGCUCUGUUUUGUCUCUGUCCGAUUCCAAGGGUAGCUUCAUUUCUAAGAACGGCAAAUCAUUCACUGCCGAGGACAUUAACAAGGUUGCUGAGGUCAAGCUUGCUCGCAAGGAGCUCAAGGUGCUUGCUUCUGAAUUCCCCGACUUUGAGUACCACGAGGGCAAGCGCCCAUGGACGCUGGUCAAGCAGGUCGACGUUGCUCUGCCCUGCGCCACUCAGAACGAGGUUUCCGGCGAGGAGGCCGAGUACUUGGUCAAGGCUGGCUGCAAGUACGUCGCUGAGGGCUCCAACAUGGGCUCCACUCUCGAGGCUGUCAAGAUCUUCGAGGCGGCUCGUCGCGAGCACGCUACCAUCUGGUACGGUCCCGGCAAGGCUGCCAACUGUGGUGGUGUUGCUGUUUCAGGUCUUGAGAUGGCCCAGAACUCGCAGCGCGUUACCUGGACUCAGGCCAAGGUCGACGAGAAGCUCAAGGAGAUCAUGACCAACUGCUUCUACCUGUGCCUGGACACUGCCAAGGAUUACGGCAAGGUCCCUCGCAAGUUGCCUUCUUUGGUCGCCGGUGCCAACAUUGCUGGGUUCAUUAAAGUUGCGGACGCCAUGAUUGACCAGGGCGACUUCUAUUAG
This is a messenger RNA of Wickerhamiella sorbophila, 1356 nucleotides long. Its product is annotated as NADP-specific glutamate dehydrogenase. NCBI's taxonomy places the organism in Eukaryota, Fungi, Ascomycota, Dipodascomycetes, Dipodascales, Trichomonascaceae. The record is from RefSeq and is a predicted model, not a curated record. Gene Ontology annotation, molecular function: L-glutamate dehydrogenase (NADP+) activity. Bases 1 to 1356 code for a protein of 451 amino acids. Gene Ontology annotation, cellular component: cytosol. The transcript has a single exon.